UGCGCUUUAAAGGAAUUGGAUGAAGCUGCCGCGUCUCUCUCUACGGCUCAGAGGAAUACAAACACUCCGUUUUCUUCUGCUUAACGAUUUUUCUUCAAACGCAACAACUUGCAGCUGAGAUUUUCUGAAAAGAGACGAUUAUUUUUUCAUCUGUUCUUAGUCGGGUUUGGACACGAUUAACGGGAAAGCAAGUUUUACGCGUAACAGCCAGAAAGGGACUUCACAUCCGCGGCUUUUGUAUUCAUUUCCCCAUAAAUAAACUUUUGACAUUUUUUCUCUAUGGGAAUACAGAAAUGAGCUUUUACGACUUUAAAAUCAGCGGAAUGUUUUGAAUGGUUUACCUCGAGUGGUAAUAGGGAGCGUCUUCGUUGAGCACAGGCUUUCUCCGUAAACGUUCCGCGCUGAAUAAAGUAAACAGCCUAGACUCUUUGAAAGCUCGCAAACCCAAAUUGGACUUUACUCCUUUCCCCCCCAAAUCAGCGCACGAGCUCGAGUCAGUUGAAUUUUCUCCGGCAUGGAAUUCCAGUGGAACCAACCUUCAAAGUGGAAGAUGGCUUUUUCCUCCCCUCAGGUUCCAGCCUAAUCCCCCCUCCGUGCCUAAUGGCACAGUGACAGCCACACACUCAGCUUUUUGCAAAGGUUAAGAAUGGCAGCAGCAGGUGUACUAACUGGAUUGGCUAAGCUAAAACGCCAAGACUCCGCCCGCUCUCAUAACCGGAACUUACAUGCAGUGCCAGGCCAGGGAAACGCUCCAGAAGCGGCCCCCAGAAAGCGAAAACGACGCACUGAUGUUGUGAUAGUACGCGGCAGGCUACGCCUCUACUCUGCCUCUGGAUUUUUCCUCAUUCUUGGACUGGUCAUAUUAUCCGUGGGGAUCUUCAUGGCGACGCUGGGCUACUGGCCGCACAAUAAAACCAUGCCCUCGGACAGAUCGGCAAGUGGAAGAAGAGCUAAAACGUCCGCAACAGGGGAAGGAAAAGCAGUCAAGAUCCCCCACACAGAUGAGGAUGUGGCUAACUCCAGCAAGGGGCAAAAUGUUCCAGGUGCGCCCUCUAAGCAGAUCUCGGGUGCUCUGGCACGGUUCCUGGAACAGCACCGUCACUCUGAGCGGAUGAAGAUGUUCGGGCCAUUCACAAUGGGCAUUGGGAUUUUCAUCUUCAUCUGUGCUAAUGCCAUCCUUCAUGAAAACAGAGACAGAGAAACUAAGAUAAUCCACAUGAGAGACAUGUACUCCACCGUCAUUGACAUCCAUCGCCUCAGGCAGAAAGAGCAGAAGCAACACCAUCACAGCAACAGCGCCUUUGCAAGGGAAGUUGGGGAUCUGCGAACGUUUGGAGCUGAUAACGCAGGACGAUUGGGCAGCAACUCCCUCCUGGCGUUCUCCAAUCGGGCCGGAGGCUCGGCGGAAGAGGAGGAGGUGCUGCUAGGGGACGAGGAGUAUUACCGACAAGGGGGGCAGGCUAAGUUGGAUUGUAGCUUUGCGGGGCUGCUGGCGCCGCUCUACAAGGAUCGCUCUUACGGCGGCCCGGGGCUCGGGAGGGCUCACUCGGAUGCGGUGCGCCACCAGUGGUCGGUGGACGGAGAUGGGGAGAAAGGUGGACACCAUGCGCGCUCUAUUGUCUCCUCCUCGAUCUCUGCGUUUACUCUCCCGGUUAUAAAACUCAACAACUGUGUUAUUGACGAACCGGAGAUGGAGGCGAUCACUGAGGAAGACAGAGGAAGAGAGCGGAGGGAUGGGAAGAGGUCAAAGCCUCUGAGCUCCAUGGAGUCUUUGGUGGUUCCUGUACCAUCUGUUGCCAAGGCCUCCAAACCGCCGGGCUUACACCGGAGUAACUCAGCCUCCUCUUCCUCCUACUGUUCCUCCGUCUCCUCUUGCUCCCUCUCACCCGCGCCCUCCUCUACCUCAGGCUGCUGGCUCUCCCCGGGAGCAGCAAGGAGCGACUUUGGCUCCAACUCCUCCUUGCACAUGCUCGGCAGUCACUCCAAAUCUCUGGAUCUGGAGCGCGGGCCGAGCAUGCUCAGCGUUCACCCGGAGCAGCGGAAACACCCCAGCUGGCCCCGUCUCGACCGUAGCAACAGCUGCCGUAGCAACGGAGGCAACCGCCUCAGCAGUAAAGGCUACGAGCGGCUGGAGGAUAGGGAGGACCAAGGCGAGCGGCUGUUAGAUGCGUCCGUUAGGCGCGACUACAGCAAGCGGGACAAGCUGCUAAUGAUAUCCAGGUCGCAUAACAAUCUGAGUUUUGAGCACGACGACUUUAACAGGAGCACGCUGAAGAGGGGCAACUCGGAGACUCGGUUCUGAAGACGCGGAACUAAAGGUUCCUGUCAUGUUCUGUAAACUGAGUGUACAGUCCGUUUGUUUCAGGGGGAAACUGAUGAGUUUAACAGCUGUACCCGAGAAAGGAUAAACUCAAAUGUGGUUUGAAAGAAACUAUUUGAGCAGCGGACUGGAGAGUAAGGGGUGAUGGACCAAUUUUCAAAAAUCAAAAGGUUCAGGCCUCAUGUCGGCUGAAUGCCUGCUGUGCCAGGUCUGGAGGUGCUGUUCUGUAUCCGACCCUGACCUGUGAGUUCCCAGGAAAGACACGCUCCCAACAGGGAUCAAUGAAAAUUAAUUACAUAACAUUACAAUUCUACUUUAUAAAAGAGUAGUUCUAGAAAGUAUUUCAACAGGUUCUCAACUUUGAGACUUCCCUGCUGUUUCAUUAUAACUGGUUUUGGAAAUUGCUUUUUCGUAAAGUGUUACAAGGUUUCUUUCUAAGCAGGUGGCAGUGAAGCAAAGGGGAAUCUUUUAUAAAAGAAAGAAGAUCCAGGCACAACCUGAGAAAUGAGCAGGAGCUGUUUAUUAUCAGAAAGAUUUAAAAAAGUUAUUUUAAUGAUCUUUCCUUGUAGGGAACCUUUGAAAACAAAAAUACAAAGUGCUAACAAUGGUUAUAUAGACUGAUGGCAUAUUCAACUGAUGGUGAUGGUGUUAACACAGGAGACCAUGAUUGGCUAACUGCAAGGUCCGAAACACAUAGAUAUAGUGGUAAAGUAUGUGUUUUGAAGGUGCUUAAUGUUUGUUUGUUUGUUAUAGAUCCACAUAGUUUGGACAAAAGCAGUUACUAAAACGUCAAUAAGCUAGAGCCAAGAUAUAAGUUGUAUCAAGACCCUCCAGGCUAUAGAAUACAAUAACAGAGUCCAUAUUGCUCUGCAGUCACAGUGUUGCUGCCAUUUCUCCGUGAACUUCAGUAAAGUUUAUAGUCCGCUACUGAAAACGACAAGUAACAGUCUUUGGCUGUGCUGCAGGCAUCUUGAGUUUGUUCCAUUUAUUGACUUCACUCAGGAUACGCAUUCUAUUACCCAUGUGUUGAUCAUUUUUGUUGACUUAGUCCCAAACCUAUUCAGUAUUAGAGGAAGUCCUAAUAUGUGAAUAUUAAUAGACUAGAGGACAGCCAAAAGGAUGAGAAAUCAGGGCUGUAAUUAUUUUCAAUAAUAUUCUAUGAAACGUGAAAUGAUGACAAAAUAGCAAAUCACAUCUAAGGAAUUUCAGUUUGAUAAAUGACUUUAGAGAAUAGCGAUUGGUUCAUUUUAAGUCGAUCAAUAUAUUUUGGGCUCUACUUCGAAAAAAAACCCUAUACUUUAAACAGAUAUCAGAUUAUGUGUGUGUAUCAGACUGCCAUUGCAUUCUAGCAAUCAGCAAAUUAUCUUGUGUUAUCUGUAAAUCCGUCCAGCUGAAAAAGUAAAGUCCAACUGAACUUAAGUACCAUUUUUCUUGUCUGUUACAGCAUACAUAUCUGCUCUUUAUCACCAACCAACAUUAGCUUCCCUGCUCCCUUUUAUACAAUUAAAAAAAGCACAUCUUGUUCAUGUCGGAAGAGCGGCCAAACACACAUUCCCUCCUAAUAAGUUCGCAGGGUGGAAAUCCUAUUAUCUUCCCUGCUUUGGUUGGACUUUAAAAUGUGAGCCAUACCGUGUUGCUUUUAUAUUUAUUUAUUUUCUCUGGGACGAUAUUUACCAUGUGCUAAUGAUUGCAGUUUGGAAAUCAGGAAUUCAGCUACUGAGCAACAUAGUAAUAAUGUCUCAGCGUAUUUUGUUAACAUGUCGUCCCAAACUGAAUAUCUGAAGACACUGCUCUUUCUAUCUUCAGUAUGUGAGCUUUUAUGAUGCCUAAAGAUACAUUUGAACAGAUUAGUCAAUGUACUUCUAACGUUCUCUGUGCUACCUUAAAUGCAACACAUGUUGAAUGAUUAAACAUCGAUGGAGCCUUUUUUGUGUGAAGGACUCUUAGCAGAGAGUUCCAUAUACCGGUUCCAAAGCAGUUUAUUGGUAAAUGUUUAAAAUAAAUUGUAUUUUCACUGAAA
Molecule: messenger RNA, 4340 nt
Organism: Eleginops maclovinus (Patagonian blennie)
Lineage: Eukaryota; Metazoa; Chordata; Actinopteri; Perciformes; Eleginopidae
Gene: tmem200a
Product: transmembrane protein 200A
Exons: 5
Coding region: 647-2302 (551 amino acids)
Source: RefSeq, a predicted model, not a curated record